UGUUUGUCUUUCUGUCUGUCUGUCUGUCUGUCUGUCUGAAAGAUCGUUUAGAACGGUUUAUUGAAGGUAGCAAUACAGGACAACUUAUUCGUACAUUGGUGGCAAAACUACCACCCAAGUCGGGUGCAGAUGAUGACGAGCAGUUUCACACCUUAGAGCAGAUGACAGAAUACCCUAGAAAAUUGCAACAUCGCCUGACGGUAGACGCUUCUCAUAAACGAUCAGAAGAAGUUAUCAAAAGCAUGAACUCAGAGAGACAUGUUGCAAGGAUCAGGUCCUUACACGGAAAAGGAGCUGGAGCAUGGCUAGAGGUAAUACCAACUUCAGACAAGAACGCACUGAAGCCGAAUGAAUUUCGUGUAGCGUCUUGUAUGAGGUUGGGUGCUGGUUUGCCUUUCAGCCGGCUGCUUAAGACGUGUGACUGUGGAACUGAGCUGGAUCGCGAGGGCUACCACCUUUUGACAUGUAAAUAUGGAGGUGGACCUGUGUGGACGCAUAACUCCAUAGUGUCUGCAUGGAGUGAUUGCCUAAGCGAUUUACUCAUUCCCCAUCAAAUAGAACCGAGACAGCGAUUUGUAGACAACGAAAACCGGCCUGACAUCACGCUUUACGACACUGACACUGGGAUCACAAAAGAAUGUGAUGUUUCGAUAGCUCACCCUUGGAGCAAAGACAUUAUUAAAGGUGCAGCCAGAGAAGGUGGCCAUGCAGCAGCUAAACGAGAGGCAGCAAAGUCAAAAAAAUACUCAGAGGAAUCGCUUGCGGAUGGAUCGAAGCCUAUAGUUGUCCCACUCGUCUUUGAACACUUCGGCAGAUGGGGCUUAAAGGCUGACGAGCUGAUGAAUGAACUGGGGAAGAAGGCGAGAGGCUUUGAUGGAAGAAGAAUUGCGGUAGAGUUUAAAACCUUCUGGAGGAAAAGACUGUCUAUUACUCUUCAAAAAUGCAACAGCAGAGUGAUUUUGCGGAAGCUGUCAAGGCUUUCUGUGCGCUCAUUAGGAGAUGACAGUGUUUUGGGAGUAGAUAGAGACAUUCAGUGUUUUACUCAUUAGCAAUAGUCUCGGACUACAAGUAGAACAUUUCAUUUUAACAAUAACUGUUUGUAGUAGUGAAGAUUGUUGACAAUAAACUUGAUUCUGUCUGUCUGUCUGUCUGUCUGUCUGUCUGCCUAUCCUUCGGUCUGUUUGUCCGUAUGUCUGUCUGUCUGUCUGUCUUUCUGUCCCGUUUAGGUUGCUGUAGCCAAACGAAAGCAAGAAAGAUAUGAAGGAUUUAGAUCUCACUUCAAAAAUGGUAGAUGGUGGGCGAAAGUCUACAGUAACUCUACACAGUACAGAUUGGCUCCCGUCAUCUUUUAGACAUUCCUAGUUUGGAUAGUAUACAGGAAUUUGCAUCGCCUGGCAAGUCAAGAUCGUCGUUUUUCUUCUCUUACAUCAGCUCUGCAGGAUAUCCCUCGGAUGUUCGUUUGCAAUUUGGUGCAAAAGAAACACGUUUGACUGGAAGAACUGUCCUCUGGUUGACUGAACAAGUUUAACUGUAGCAAUUAGACUUUCAUUUUUCUUCUUUUUUUUUGUUGGACACUGUUAAUGUAUCCGUACUUAAUUAGUGUCUGGUGGCUUAUUAGUAGUUCUGGGCCAUAGAAUUGUUCUGUGUAGACAGGGGUCACAGGUAUGCUCGUAUAUUGGAAGAAUAAAACAAACUGUCUGUUUGUUUGUCUGUCUGUCUGUCUGUCAAGGAACAUUCUUGGAAAAUAUCAAUGCUAAUACACAGAAAAGGGUAUGUAUAUCACUGUGUCUGUCUGUCUGUCUGUCUGUCUGUCUGUUGUCUGUUUGUCUGUCUUUUUAUCUGUCUGUCUUUUUGUCUGUCUGUCUGUCUGUCUAUCUGUUUGUACUUUGGUCUGUUUAUUUGUAUGUCUGUCUCUUUGUCCUUCUGUCUGUCUGUCUGUCUGUCUGUCUGUCUGUCUGUCUGUUGGUUUGUUUGUCUGUCUGUCUUUUUGUUUGUCUGUCUGUCUAUCUGUUUGUUCUUUGGUUUGUUGUUUGUAUGUUUGUCUCUGUCCUUCUGUCUGUCUGUCUGUCUGUCUGGUUGUCUGUCAAAACUGUCACCUAAUCAUGGUGAUUUAGAUAUAUUAUUUGAUUUUGACAUUCAAGGCCAAGUCCAUUAGUUAAUGACUUUGUUGUUUGCAAGGACUGGUUUGCUUUUAAAAAAUCCUAGCAUAUGUACAAGUAGAAUCUGUAUGAGAAUAAAUUAUCUGUCUGUCUUUUUGUUUGUCUGUCUGUGUAUCUGUUUGUUCUUUGGUCUGUCUGUUUGUAUGUCUGUCUCUCUGUCCUUCUGUCUGUCUGUCUGUCUGUCCCGUUUGUCUGCUUGUUGUGUAUUUGUCUGCCUAUUUCUUGUUUGUGUUGUUAUUUAUU
Corticium candelabrum is the source of this 2402-nucleotide messenger RNA. RefSeq lists its product as uncharacterized. The record is from RefSeq and is a predicted model, not a curated record. NCBI's taxonomy places the organism in Eukaryota, Metazoa, Porifera, Homoscleromorpha, Homosclerophorida, Plakinidae. The coding region runs from base 162 to 1049 and encodes 295 amino acids. The transcript has a single exon.